Molecule: messenger RNA, 2452 nt
Organism: Pygocentrus nattereri (red-bellied piranha)
Lineage: Eukaryota; Metazoa; Chordata; Actinopteri; Characiformes; Serrasalmidae
Gene: noxo1a
Product: NADPH oxidase organizer 1a
Exons: 8
Coding region: 67-1515 (482 amino acids)
Biological process (GO): superoxide anion generation
Molecular function (GO): protein binding; superoxide-generating NADPH oxidase activator activity; phosphatidylinositol binding
Source: RefSeq, a predicted model, not a curated record
UAGAAGUUCUAGAUCUGAUAGUAAGACGAAGCCAUAAACCCGAGUGCUUUACUCUGCCUGUCCAGCAUGGAAGAAGAGAAGAGAUACCCAGCAAACGUUCGCCUUAUCGGAGUGAUGCACAAGGAGACAAGCAAACUGUACGUGACCUCCGUUCUUUGGUCAGAUCAAAAUGAGAUCAUCAUCUACAGAAACUUGGAGGAUUUCAAGACACUGCAUAAACAGCUGCAGAAGAAGUUUCCCUCAAGCCGCCUAAGAAAGUCAGAAAGAGUUGUUCCCAAGUUUAAAGCAGACAAAUUGCGGGGCGCUCAGAGGAAGAGAGUGGACCGCUCAGUGCUGAGGCUGCGGGCUCUUGAGGAGUACUGCAGCGCUCUGCUCACCGAGCCGCGCACCGCUCAGAGCCCCGAGCUCAGCAGCUUUCUGCUGCCCCGACCAGACGACCUCAAACCCGAAUUCGCACAGAACAGCAUUAUGAUCAUGCCAUCUGAGGAGUCCCUGGGCAGAAGUGGUGGCAGAGGAUCAGAUGCUGGAGUAACACAGCCAUUUGUGACCGAGACAUAUUGUUGCAUCGCUGCCUAUGAGACAAAAGACACAAAGAACCGACCCUUCAAGGUGAAGGCAGAUGAGACUCUGGAUGUGCUCAUCAAGGACAAAGCAGGAUGGUGGUUGGUGGAGAACGAGGCAAAGUGUCUCGCCUGGUUUCCUGCUCCAUACCUGGAAAAAGCAGAGAUGGAUGAUGAUGAGGAUCUGGCAGAUGGUGAAUGUGUUUUGUAUGUUGCUGCCAGAAGUUACAAAUCCACGAACAGGGACGAGCUAUCUGUGGAGAUCGGCUCUGUGGUUGAGGUGCUUCAGAGAACUGAUAAUGGAUGGUGGCUUGUCAGAUAUAACACCAAGACAGGCUACGUCCCUUCUAUGUACCUGCAGCCAUACAAUAACCCGCAAGCGCGUAUGGUUAUUGCUCAAAGGGAGAAUUGUGGUUCUAUGCUGAACCUGGCUGAGCUGCAGAACCAAGCCCAUGAGCUUAGUCGUUCCCAGGGCAACCUCCUGCAGCUCCCAGGCAAUGGCCUGUGUCUCGUGGGUAGGGCCAAAUCCCGCUCCAUGGAUGUGAUCCCACACCCCCAGACCAGUCCCGUGGCCAAGCGAGUUGCACCCACCAUCCAGGUGCAGCCUGCAGAGGAGGGAAGAGACAGAAGCCUUAGCAGGGGCAGUGAGGGCAGUGAGACAGGCUUCAGCGAUGACAGCUCCUCAGGCAACGAGUCCCUCAGCACCAGCCACUCAGAUAUCCAGCAGAGCCGCACCCCCACACCCAUAGUAACCGACCGCUUGAGACCGAGCAGGGCCAACGAAGGCAGGCUAACUGCCAGCACCUCCGACCCCAACAUGUUCAAACUGCCUAGCACCCCCAAAGUACCCCCCAGGCCUCAGGCACAGGAGAUCCUCAAACGCUGCACUACCAUCACCCGCAAAAACGCCUCCAAGAACCAACAGUCACCUCAGCUUGAAGUCUACAGUCGCUGAACAGAACUUUGGGACUUUUUCAGAAUGUUAAGCCAGAUGUGGGCAGGCUGUUGGCCAGGAUGCAGACGGGUGUUACAGGUUCAGAUCAGCAUGCAAUGAAAGAGAACCAGCUGUUACUGUCAUCAUGGUAUUUAUGUUUAGUUUAUUGAAAAUGGCAGAGACUGGUUAUUUUCUGAAUUUGUUAUGUAUUUUGAUUUGCUUCUUGCUCCCUAAAGCUAAAUCAUUUACAGGCCAUUGUCAUGAGUAAAUCAUAUCAGGCCAGAAGUCAAAGAUGUUUCACUAUGAUGUCACUAUGUUGAUUGCACAGAAAAGCCACUGAUGCACUACAGCUGCAUGUUCAUUAUGUAAUGUCUACUUUUUGGAUGGAAUACAUUGUAAAUAGGGGGCAUAAUGAUAUUUGUCAUGUCUGCUGAUGUCGAUAAUUGUUUAAAAAAAGUUUAAAAUACUGGUCAAAUAUUUGAAGACGUAUUUAUUGUACUCGGAACAUUUAGGUGAUGCCGAGCUACUGCACUUUACAUUUUGUUCAUUUUACUGCACUUGUAACCCUCGAGGAAUAAAUACAUUUUUCCAAAAUCCUAAUCUCUACAUCUAUAAAAUGUAAAAUCAAAAUAAAUGUAUGAGCAUCUGCAAAUACAUAUGUGAAAAAUAUGGGAUAUCUGCAUCGGCCCUUAUUGCUCAUUGUAAGUAGUGGCAUGUUGCAUCAUAGCUUGUCUUUCCUGUUAUGUGAUUUUUACCUUGUUCAGCUGCACUGAUCUUACUUUUCCAUACUGGAAAUGCAAUGCUGUGCCUUAUAUGCAUUGUUUACUGCACUUAUCAACUGAUCACCUCAGCAUUAAUAUUGUAAAGAACUAUGCGUCUGUCAGAUGUAACAUGAAAACAAUCAAUUAUAACUUGAUCUUACAUGUUACAGCGGAUGUUUGUACAAUCACAAAUCGCA